UGAAGGCGCCACUACAAAACACACCUCCCAGAAAACCGGAAGCGGAUUUGUCACUCCCUUGUCAACAAGUUUUUGCAACUUAACUUUUACUCAUUUUCCAGAAACUAAAACCGAUCCGAUAAGAUAAAAACGAAAAUGUCGGGGUCAUCCAGCAUCGUAGCAAUGAAGAAAAUUGUCCAACAGCUACGUUUUGAAGCGGGAAUGAGCCGAGUAAAGGUGUCCCAGGCCGCGGCUGACCUACAACAGUUUUGUCUCCAGAACGCCCAGCAUGAUCCGCUGCUCACCGGUAUGUCCUCCAGUAACAACCCGUUCAGACCUCAGAAAGUCUGCUCCUUCCUAUAACGGCGACGCCUUGGGCCCCGUCUUUAGAGUGUGGUGCGUCUUGAAGAUGGGUUGGAAUCACCUCAAGAGUGUUAGGGAAAUUUGCAACUAAUUAUAUUCUUAACCUUUGUU
Molecule: messenger RNA, 453 nt
Organism: Syngnathus acus (greater pipefish)
Lineage: Eukaryota; Metazoa; Chordata; Actinopteri; Syngnathiformes; Syngnathidae
Product: guanine nucleotide-binding protein G(I)/G(S)/G(O) subunit gamma-5
Exons: 3
Coding region: 136-342 (68 amino acids)
Biological process (GO): G protein-coupled receptor signaling pathway
Cellular component (GO): heterotrimeric G-protein complex
Molecular function (GO): G-protein beta-subunit binding
Source: RefSeq, a predicted model, not a curated record